Molecule: messenger RNA, 2273 nt
Organism: Mercurialis annua (annual mercury)
Lineage: Eukaryota; Viridiplantae; Streptophyta; Magnoliopsida; Malpighiales; Euphorbiaceae
Product: probable folate-biopterin transporter 2
Exons: 6
Coding region: 381-1991 (536 amino acids)
Source: RefSeq, a predicted model, not a curated record
GGUAAUAAAGCCCUUUUUUUUGUCUAGUUGGUCAAUGUUUAGUAAUUUAGACACAAGGAGACAAUUAAAUCUUAUUCCUUCUCCUACAUUGGAACCUACUCCAUCUUUACUCGAUCUUACAUUUCAAAUGCAACUCAAAUGGGGAAUUCGUGGGAGAUGAAUUUUUUCUUUCUUUCUUUAACAUCCAUUAAUUCUUGAGUUUGAACUAAAACCCAGAUCAAGCAACACAGAUUUGUGAAGUAGUAUUUAUGUUAUAAGUUUCUAAUAAGUUUGGAGCUUUCUAGUUUCUUCUGAGGACUUUGAGUGCAGUUUACGAAAAGAUUGUAUUUUAUGAACUGGGUGCUUCUCUUUUCUUGCUAAUUCAUCUUAGACUGUGAGCCAUGCUGCUGGUUGACAGUCUUGAAGCUUCCGGUGGUGAAAUUGCGGAAAAAGAUGAAUCCAGAGGAGGGUGUUUCUGUAACUUAUUCUGUACUCCGUUUUAUUGGCUCAAGAUGCUUGCAAAUGAGACACAUUGGAGCUUAGUGUUUGGUGUGGUGACUGUGUAUGGAGUUAGUCAAGGAAUUGGUGGAGCUUUUAGUCGUGUGGGAACUGAUUAUUACAUGAAAGAUGUUCAAAAAGUGCAGCCUUCUGAAUCACAGAUUUAUCAAGGAAUCAUUUCAAUUCCUUGGCUUGUUAAGCCUAUCUGGGGCCUUCUCACUGAUGUUCUUCCUGUUAUCGGCUACCGGAGGCGGCCUUAUUUCAUUUUUGCUGGUGUCCUGUUCUGGAAACAUGUCAGAAACUUGGCGUUUCGGACACCAAACUUCAUUUUUAACAUCGGAAACCUUAAAAUUACAAUGUUUUCGCAUAUCCGGAUCCCUUUUUCCUGUAUCCGUGUCCGUGGAUUGCUUGGUGUGGUUUCCAUGCUUCUGUUGUCAUUACAUGAGAAUCUGCAUCUUGCAUUCGCUAUAUUAUCAUUGACAGCUGGAAGUGCCGGUGUAGCCAUAGCAGAUGUGACUUUAGAUGCUCUUGUUGCGCAGAAUAGUAAUACUCAUCCUUUGCUGGCACCUGAUUUGCGAAGCUUAUGUACUUUAAGCUCAUCAAUUGGAGCUCUUUUGGGGUACUCUAUCAGUGGUGUUUUUGUCCACCUGAUCGGCUCUAAGGGUGUGUUUGGUUUGCUGACAAUCCCAGCUGGACUUGUCCUUUUAGUCGGGAUUUUGGUCGAUGAGCCUGCCAUGCUUAAUUUUGACUACAGACAGGUAAACAAGAAGUUUAUUGAUGCUGGUAAGACUAUGUGGACAACAUUAAAAUUCCCUGAUGUGUGGAGACCAUGUUUAUACAUGUACUUAUCCUUUGCUUUGAGUGUAAAUAUUCAUGAAGGAACGUUUUAUUGGUAUACAGAUUCGAAAGGGGGUCCGUCUUUCUCCCAGGAGAUGGUUGGUUUCAUAUUUGCAGUUGGUUCAGUUGGAUCUCUCUUAGCAGCGAUAAUAUACCAAAACGUACUAAAAGAUUACCCUUUUCGGGAUCUGCUAUUCUGGAGUCAAUUGUUGUUAGGUUUAUCCGGAAUGUUAGAGUUGAUAGUGGUAAUGCGGUUAAACUUGAAAAUGGGGAUACCAGAUUACGUCCUGAUUGUGAUUGACGAGUGUGUGUUUCGUUUGGUCAUAAACCUCAAGUGGUUGCCACUUCUCGUGCUGAGUUUGAGGCUAUGUCCGCCGGGUAUAGAAGGCACAUUCUUUGCUGUACUCAUGUCAAUUGACAAUCUUGGAGUUCUUACAUCUUCGUGGGGAGGAGGAAUUUUACUCCAUUUAUUGAACGUGACUCGUACGAACUUUGAUAAUCUGUGGUUAGCGAUAAUAAUAAGAAGCAUAUUGAGAAUAACUCCGCUCUGUCUGAUAUUUUUGGUUCCGGGAGGUGAUCCUAAAGCUUCGUUACUUCCGAGUGAAAUCAGAAAUGAAGAUCCUGACGAUGAGAAUAUUGAAUUGGUAUCGCUUGUACCAAGUGUUGAUAGUAAAUAGCUUCUUUCUUCAUUCAGAUAGUUGACAUUAGAUUUCUUGCAAGCAGCCUUGGCGUGAUACUAAUAUACAACUUUUAACAAGAUUAAUUACUGAUACUACAUUUGAUUCCUUCAUUGUUGAGUUGAUAGUUGAAAUUAGAAGAGCAACAUUUUCGGAUAAAGGAUAUUUGAUUUUAGCAUUCAGUAGGUCAUAUUGUUACGAUUUCUUGUAUACUUGGAAGACACUGCUUGUAAUGAAGAAACAACACAAGGUGAUCAUUCAGUUUUAGGUUGUGUAGAAGAA